AUGCUGGGAAUGAUGAAUUCUCCGUCCGACUCUGUCGAGUUCUACGCCACCAACCGCAAAAACUCCUCAGGAAGCGAAUCCGAAGACCGAGUUUUCACUGAAAUCAAGCAACGUGACGUCAUCACCUACACCGAAGGUAUUGCUCACUUUUUCUUUUUCAAAAAGGACUUUGACUGAUCUUCUGAUAUAGUCAAACUUAGUUAAGAAAUUCGCCAGAGAUGACGUUGAUUGAUGUCUUUUUUGUGUACCUAUCCAUCAAAUUAACAGUUCUCGUGUGAAAACAAUCGUUAUUUACAACUGUCGCAUCUGAUUUCGUCAUAGUAUAGUGAAAUUUAUAACUAGUCGUGACCGUUUUUGGGAGAACGAGAAAAGACGGAAGUUCACAUAGAACUUCUUUGUUUGAAAACUUCCUGAUUCCAUUGUAUUUUUCGAGUUUUUGAAGCGUUCAAGCUCUGCGAAUUAUGAAGAAUGUGAAAGCAGUAUGGUUUUUUAAGGAUACAUUUCCAAAUUCUAUGUUUUCUACUAUAGAACGUCUGCCAUAGGUAGGGACCGCAGGCCAAUUUCCAAAGUCAGUGAUAUAAAGUUGAAAACCUAUUUGAAAAAGAAAGCUGAUGGCAAUCGAGAGCUAACUGCGAAAAACAGAAAAGAAAAAAAUAUGAAAAAAAUGAAAAAAAGUUAUAAGCAAAAAAAGUGGCGAAAUCGGGGGAACCACUUUUUGUGUAGAAACUUUCGUCAGGGUCGCAGGAAACGGGGCGUGUUUAUAGAUGCCGCGCGCUCCUUUGCUGUGCGUUAAUUCACGCAGGAGACGUUUUCGAAAACAUAUUUAUUUGAGUUUUUUUAGAAGUUUUAAAUGAAAUAUUAGAGUUUUUCAUAUUGAAUAUUGCUCUUUUUCAAUAUCAGCCUACUCUUCAAGCACUCACGCUGCUGAAAAGCGAGUUUUUGAAGAAGGUUUCAAUGCAUUUCGUAAAAAAAGAAAAAUAACCGACAAAAUAGACCUUUGCGAAGGACGAACAGCAUCAAACCGAAUUGAAAAAUGUAACAGUCUACUAAGAAAUUUACUGAAAAAAAUAUGUAAAUAAUCACCAAGUCCUUUUUUUCAGAGAGUUUUUUUAAAAAAAGGGCGAAAGCGUUUUUUUACUUUUGAUUUUUCUAAUUCUUUUUAUUUUUUUUCUCUAAAGUUUGUGCGUCUACAUGGAGUGUACGUAGACAAUUUUUUUGGAAUUCUUUACUUGACAUUCUGAAAAAAAGAGUAAAAGCGAAAUUUAAUACUUUUCUCGCUGCUAUAAUGGAUAUAAUAAUAUAGGAAAAAAAGAUUCCAAUUAUUAAAUGAGUAAAAAGCAACUAUAAAGCCACAAUAAAAUGAGAAAAACUUGAAUAGAAUACAUAAAUAGUUUUAAAAAAACCUUCACGCUUUCGAAAAAAAUUUCGUGGCCUUCGCGGUGUCUGCAGAUUUCCAGCGACGCGCAGUUUUAAAAAAAUAACUUUCGAGCGUUUAAAUUGACCAUACUUUUCGGGCCAUGCUAGGAAUUUUUUUAUUUUUUUGAUAUGUUGUAGAGAAAUGUCUAGUCUUUGAUAUUAUGAAAUAAAAAACUUGCCCAGAACGCUUUGGGCCGUUUUUAAAGCGUUACAAAAAAACGGAAAUUUUAAGCUUUCAUAUAAACUAUAUAAUCGAUGAAAAAAACUUAGUUUUUCUAUUUUUUUAAAAAUUUGCAAACAACUGCAAACAACCGUUUAAAAAAAUAUAAUCAGUAAUUAUCGAUUGCGUUUUUUUCGAAAAAUAAGGAAUUUCGAAAAUCGUGAUUUUUCAAAUUGCGUUAUUUUUUUGAGGCCAACCAUAGAAUUUUUUUAUUUUUUUGCCAGAAUAUGCGUUUUUUUAGUUGCUUUAUGAUAUUCAAGAAUAAAAAAAGUUGCCCAGAAACUUUCAAGAAAAAAACGGGAUUUUUUUAUCCGUUUUUCGGCCACAAAUGCGUUUUAAAAAACUGUCGUCGUACAUUCUUAUUUCUCAUUUUUUUCAGUAUUUUCUUUUAUGUAGGAUUGUUAAGCAUAGCCGAUUGUAUGUUUCCCCAAUUUUUUUCUCAAAUCGGUACAAGAAAAACUGUUUUAAAAAUAUAAAAAAAGAACCAAAAUGCAACGAAAAAUGACGAAGUUUUUUUGAACAGCGAAGUGGGCGUGGCUCUGCGGUCCCUAGCCAUAGGCUUUGCAGUGUUUCUAAAAAUAUUCGAAACAUCAGAAAUAUGUUCAAAAUAUGGAACAAAACAGGAGAUUUUCAGAUGGCCGUAAGUUCAUCAACGGCAAAUUAGUGACGUCACCCGAUGGUCCGUCAAUGUGGGGAGAAGCCCUGAUGCGCGGAAUCGUCACAAAUCACGUCCUCGAGAAGAAACGCCGAGCCAGUUCCAGUUAGUUAUUUUGAUCAAUAAAAUAUAGCAGCUCCAAAAUACGCCUUUAAUGGAACUUUUCUAGGCAUUUCUUACUGAUAAGGCUCUGUAGAAUAUUUUUUAUUUGGUUGCGCCCGACUCAAAACGAUUUGCGCCUAAACCCAACGUUAUAGAAAGUCUGGAAGUCUGAAGUUGCUUUCUUUAGCUAUUUCGAACUCCGUCAGAACGAUAUUAAUCACACAGAAUGAAGAAUUAAUGGAGAAAAUAGAUUAAUUGAAAGAGGAAACUUAUUUUGAAAAAAAUUUUUUUGGUUUUUUUAUUUUAACUCUGAGUUUUCUGCUGAAUUUUCUUUUUUUCAGAAAAAUCCUCGAAGAAAGGCCCCUCGAGCAGCAAAAAAUCAGAAGAUCUUCCUUCCCAACCGACGCCUUCUGAUUCCAGCUCGACGUCUUCUGCAGAAGCAUCAAAAGUCGAAAAUCCCCGUAUUUAUAUCACCGAAAUUCCCAUUUUCGCCAGUGAUGAACCUAUUGCGAACGCCUAA
Messenger RNA from Caenorhabditis auriculariae, 2913 nucleotides. NCBI's taxonomy places the organism in Eukaryota, Metazoa, Nematoda, Chromadorea, Rhabditida, Rhabditidae. The record is from the annotation of a GenBank genome assembly.